AGCUCGAGGUCUCGCAGAGCCAUUGUUUGGGAUUCGUGAUUCCUUCCCAUUUUGCUUGCAACUUAUGGCUCCAGGUCUUGAAGUUCAGAGCAUGUUUGGGGCUAAGGGAUCAUUGCCUCUCAAUGAAAGAAUAAUUUCAACCAUUUCUAGAAGUUCUCUUGCAGCUCAUCCCUGGCACGAUCUGGAGAUAGGAGCUGGAGCACCUGCUAUCUUUAACUGUGUGGUGGAAAUAGGAAAAGGAAGUAAGGUGAAAUAUGAACUUGACAAGAAAACUGGCAUGAUAAUGGUUGAUCGCAUACUCUACUCAUCUGUGGUAUACCCCCACAAUUAUGGUUUCAUCCCUCGCACCCUUUGUGAAGAUAAUGAUCCUAUGGAUGUGUUGGUUCUCAUGCAGGAGCCAGUUGUAAGUGGUUGUUUUCUGCGGGCUAAAGCCAUAGGCAUUAUGCCUAUGAUUGAUCAGGGGGAGAAUGACAAUAAGAUAAUUGCUGUGUGUGCUGAUGACCCUGAAUACCGACACUAUAAUGACAUUAGUGAACUGCCUCCCCAUCGCUUGGCUGAAAUCAAAAGCUUCUUUGAAGACUAUAAGAAAAAUGAGAACAAGACUGUGGAAGUGGGUGAGUUCUUGUCUUCUCAGGAUGCUCGUAAUGCCAUCCAACGCUCAAUGGAUCUUUACGGACAAUACGUGGUGGAGAGCCUAAGGAAGUAGUAGAUAAAGAUUUGCAUACACUUCAAGGCUGAAAAAUAUAAAAGGUAAAACAUAAUCGACGUCAUAUUUUCAUACUAAAUUUACAUGGUGAAAUUUUCUUCUGUUUCCUUUCUCAUAUGUCUCAAUAAAUCAAAGACAUUAUUUCUUUCCCAUAUUCAUCCCUCACAGUUCUUUCACUUGCUUGCUAUAA
Molecule: messenger RNA, 896 nt
Organism: Dioscorea cayenensis subsp. rotundata (Guinea yam)
Lineage: Eukaryota; Viridiplantae; Streptophyta; Magnoliopsida; Dioscoreales; Dioscoreaceae
Product: soluble inorganic pyrophosphatase 4-like
Exons: 9
Coding region: 65-706 (213 amino acids)
Biological process (GO): phosphate-containing compound metabolic process
Cellular component (GO): cytoplasm
Molecular function (GO): inorganic diphosphate phosphatase activity; magnesium ion binding
Source: RefSeq, a predicted model, not a curated record